AUGGGUUUGUCCAGCUUGAACAAGAUAUGCUGCCUUUCCCAGCGAGGUAUCACAGGAAAAGAUGACCUUACUGUGGGUGCAACUAGAAGUGGAACAGUGAAUUUUUACCCCUGGACAAUAGAUAAUAAAUAUUAUUCUGCAGAUAUUCACCUCUGUGUAGUACCAAACACAUUUCUUGUUACUGGAGAUAUUGCUGAAUCUGUGCAAGCAUUUGUUGUGUACUUCGACAGCACAAUAAAAUCUGGACUUGAUAGUGUCUCUGAAUGGCUUCCCCUGACAGAAGAGUGGUUACCAGAAGUCAUGAUCCUGGUUUGCAACAGAGUAUCUGAAGAUGGUGUUAACAGACAGAAAGCUCAAGAAUGGUGCAUCAAGCAUGGCUUUGAACUGGUAGAACUUAGCCCUGAGGAACUGCCUGAUGAAGAUGAUGAUUUUCCAGAGUCCACCGGAGUGAAACGGAUUGUACAAGCCUUGAAUGCCAAUGUGUGGUCCAACGUAGUCAUGAAAAGCGACAGGACCCAGGGCUUUGGUCUUCUCAGUACAUUAGCAGGUGCCAACUGUAGCAUCGGGUCAGAAGAGAACCAAGAUACAGAAUCCGAUCCAUCAGCAGCAGACAGAGAAGAAUCCCAUUUAGACAACAGAGAAGAUGGAGCGAGCACCAACAACCUGCAGAUUGACAACGCUGUGGAUCCCAUGUUAGAUAUGGACAUUCAAGAGUUAGCCAGCCUGACCACCAGAGAUGGUGACCUGGAGAACUUCGAAAGGCUUUUUUCAAAGCUGAAAGAAAUGAAAGAUAAAGCUGCAACGUUGCCUCAUGAACAAAGAAAACUACAUGCAGAAAAGGUGGCCAAAGCCUUCUGGAUGGCAAUUGGAGGAGACAGAGAUGAAAUUGAAGGUCUCUCCUCGGAUGAAGAAAACUAAGUUCUUCUGUAGCUGUAAGCGACAGAGCAAUCCUCAAAGAGUGAUCUUCUCCCGUUUAUUGCGAAAAGCCCCGUUUAGCUUUAGUUGUUCGCUUUGGUUAAGGGAUUCCCCGCAUCAUUGUAGUACCGCGUUCCACAACACCUCAUGGUUAGAGUGGUUUUGUCUGACUGUUUGUUUAUUCUCUCUCAGAGAAUUUUUGGAAGGCGACGCAUGCAGUUUGAGGAAAUAAUAAUUAGUUUACAUUUUUCGAAUUAACAUUUUUAUUGUUUCCUCUUUUGAGUUUAAAUAAACAAAUUUACUACCAGUUAUCUUUCUACAUAUGGCUGGUGGUUGUUAAGCGACUGCUUAAUUCUGAACUCAACUUUUUUUGGUGUAGGCCUGUUUGAUGUUUUUAUGUAGCUUUAUAGCUGACUUACUAGUUAAAACAAACCAGAUUUCUAUGAGCCAUGAAGAGAAAGUUGCUGAAUUGUACCCUGUUGCGGGAUGC
Messenger RNA from Charadrius vociferus (killdeer), 1405 nucleotides. RefSeq names its product alpha- and gamma-adaptin binding protein (gene AAGAB). The record is from RefSeq and is a predicted model, not a curated record. Bases 1 to 918 code for a protein of 305 amino acids. Lineage: Eukaryota; Metazoa; Chordata; Aves; Charadriiformes; Charadriidae. The transcript is spliced from 10 exons.